GGACAGGGACAGGAGAGGGGACAGGGACAGGGACAGGGACAGGGACAGGGACAGGGAGGUCCCACCGGCGCGGCGCGGGUGGCACUGGGGACAGGGAGCAGCAGGGACGGGGACAGAUCCCGCUCCGGUGUCCCCCGGCUCCAGAGCGUCCCUGGAAUGUCCCCGCUCCCUGUGACACCCCGGGAAUGCUCGGGAAUGUUCGGGAAUGUUCCGGAAUGCCCCCACACCCCGGUCCAGCCGCCUCCUCCAGCUCCAGCGAGCCCCGGGAACCCCGGAAUGUUUGGGGAAUCCAUGGAUCCACCCUCGGGAAUGUUCCAGGAUCCCGGAUCCACCCUCGGGAAUGUUCCAGGAUCCCGGAUCCACCCUCGGGAAUGUUCCAGGAUCCCGGAUCCAGGCCCGGGAAUGUUCCAGGAUCCCGGAUCCACCCUCGGGAAUGUUCCAGGAUCCCAGAUCCACCCUCGGGAAUGUUCCAGGAUCCCGGAUCCAGGCCCGGGAAUGUUCCAGGAUCCCGGAUCCACCCUCAGGAAUGUUCCAGGAUCCUGGAUCCAGGCCCGGGAAUGUUCCAGGAUCCCGGAUCCACCCUCGGGAAUGUUCCAGGAUCCUGGAUCCAGGCCCGGGAAUGUUCCAGGAUCCCGGAUCCAGGCCCGGGAAUGUUCCAGGAUCCCGGAUCCACCCUCGGGAAUGUUCCAGGAUCCUGGAUCCACCCUCGGGAAUGUUCCAGAUCCCGGAUCCACCCUCGGGAAUGUUCCAGGAUCCCGGAUCCAGGCCCGGGAAUGUUCCAGAUCCCGGAUCCACCCUCGGGAAUGUUCCAGGAUCCCGGAUCCACCCUCGGGAAUGUUCCAGGAUCCCGGAUCCAGGCCCGGGAAUGUUCCAGGAUCCCGGAUCCACCCUCGGGAAUGUUCCAGGAUCCCGGAUCCACCCUCGGGAAUGUUCCAGGAUCCUGGAUCCAGGCCCGGGAAUGUUCCAGGAUCCCGGAUCCAGGCCCGGGAAUGUUCCAGAUCCCGGAUCCACCCUCGGGAAUGUUCCAGGAUCCCGGAUCCAGGCCCGGGAAUGUUCCAGAUCCCGGAUCCACCCUCGGGAAUGUUCCAGGAUCCCGGAUCCACCCUCGGGAAUGUUCCAGGAUCCCGGAUCCACCCUCGGGAAUGUUCCAGAUCCCGGACCCGCUGCCCCUCGAGCCCCCCCCCCGCCAUCCCGGCCUCCCUCCGGCGCCCGGGGCUGCCCCGACCCCCGGGAAUGUUCGGGAACGUCCCGGGAAUGCUCAGGAAUGUUCGGGAACGCCCGGACCCCCCCCAGCCCCUCCCCCUCCCGCUCCGGCUCCGGCCCCGCGCCCCCCCCGCCCCCCCCGUGUUUGUAUUUUUGUACCCCGUGUCCCCCCGUGUCCCCCCUCGGUCACCGCUGGCAGAGCUCCCUCCCCCGCAUGUGUCCCCCCCGCGCCGCCGCUACCGAGCAAUUAAUUAAUGAAUUAACGAGUUAAUUAAUAAA
Molecule: messenger RNA, 1482 nt
Organism: Motacilla alba alba
Lineage: Eukaryota; Metazoa; Chordata; Aves; Passeriformes; Motacillidae
Product: WAS/WASL-interacting protein family member 1-like
Exons: 2
Coding region: 157-1458 (433 amino acids)
Source: RefSeq, a predicted model, not a curated record